Molecule: messenger RNA, 1254 nt
Organism: Penicillium longicatenatum
Lineage: Eukaryota; Fungi; Ascomycota; Eurotiomycetes; Eurotiales; Aspergillaceae
Product: NAD(+) diphosphatase
Exons: 3
Coding region: 1-1254 (417 amino acids)
Biological process (GO): NADP+ catabolic process; NAD+ catabolic process
Cellular component (GO): cytosol
Molecular function (GO): metal ion binding; NADH pyrophosphatase activity
Source: RefSeq, a predicted model, not a curated record
AUGAGCGUGCCCUCUCAAAUUCCGGUCCCAGCCCACACGCUUGCGGAAUCCAUGCUAUCGCGACGCUUCGGCCGGGAAACCGCAAACUAUUUCUCCAGCUCCCCAAUCAACAGACUAUCGUUUCUGCGCGGUGAUCACCCAUUCCUCUCAUCGGCCCUGAAGCACCCGUCUACGCAGUUCGUCCUGCUGAACAACCUUGCCCCCCUCACUCGCUCCCCAGCUGAGUUGUACUAUGCCAAGUAUGAGGAACUGCGCAAGCUUAUCCCACAGGAUUUCUUUGACGAAUCCGAAGAAGACAUGAUCAAGACCUUUGACUCGCGGAAGACUUACCCAAGCCUUAUCUUCCUUGGUCUGGACGAGAGCCGCAAGGAAGAGAAUGCCUUUGCACACAAGAUCUACUCCGGAUCCCCGUGCUUCGCCCUAGAUGUCACGCCUAAGGGAUCCGAGGCGCAGCAGACUGCCGCCAAGGAUGUCAUCAGUGCAAUGGAAUCGAAAGGCCUUUCGUUCUUCCAGACUAGAAUUGUUACAACCUUUACUCCGGACGAAGCCGCUAUCUAUGCUCAGGCCCGCGCUUUGACCGACUGGAACAACCGCAACACCUUCUGCGGCACCUGUGGCAACCCCACUCUCUCCGUGAAUGCAGGAACUAAGCGCACCUGCCCACCUACGGACGCUGCCCGCGCCGCUACAGGCCAAUCCAUAGAGCGCCCCGCCUGCACGACCCGUACCACGCUUUCGAACCUGUGCUUUCCCCGCACAGACCCGACCAUCAUUGUGGCCGUCGUCUCCGCCGAUGGCAAGCGUGUUCUACUCGGUCGAUCUAAGCGCUUCCCGCCCAACUGGUAUUCAACUCUGGCGGGAUUUAUCGAGCCGGCAGAAUCCAUUGAGGAUGCCGUGCGCCGUGAAGUGUGGGAGGAGGCUGGUGUGACGCUUUCACGGGUUGUCAUCCAUUCUUCACAGCCGUGGCCGUACCCCGCGAACUUGAUGAUUGGUGCUAUUGCGCAAGUGUCCGAUCCGGCUCACGAGAAGAUUAAUCUGGAGCAUGAUCCGGAGCUCGAAGAUGCGAAGUGGUUUGACGUUGAGGAGGUAGAGGAGGCGCUGCGAAUUGGAACGAGCGAUUUGAGUUCCGGCCCUGGACCGGAGUAUAAAGGUGGUUUGAAGCUGCCGCCGCCAACGGCGAUUGCGAAUCAGUUGAUCCAGGCGGCGAUUAGCAAGGACUAUUUCCAUCACGAAGAGAAGUCUUCCAAGAUGUGA